AUGCUUUCGGACGUAAAUAAUUUCGAAUCUCAUGAUUAUGUUGUAAGUCAGGAUAAAAUUGGAUAUAUUGAACAAGAUAAUAUCGUUUAUAAUGUUGUUUAUGGAUAUAAAACUUUAUUUGCAUAUCAUUGUGAACAUGAGAAAGGUAAAAGAAGUAAAGAAAGUCUACAUGAAAAUAUAAGUAUACGAAUUAAUUGCGGCAGUUUUUCAUAUGCUGAAAUAUCUCUUCAAUUUGCAUAUAUUAUGGGUGUUACAAAUACAUUAGAAACUCUAAGUGAACCUGCGAAAAAAGUCAUAGAAAAUAAUUAUAGGAUCAUGAAAAAUACGUACGUUCCGUCUGUAUUUGGAGAAAAUAAUCUUAGAUUUAUUGAAAAAGAUGAUAUUAUGAUUGAGAAUAGUGUAGAUUAUUUUAAUAGAAUAAAAAGAGAAAUCGAUGACAGAUUAGUAGAAAGAGAUUCGGAAAAACGUUCUAUUUUAGUUUUUUUUGAAUUAAAACAAAAACUAAUGGAGUUUUAUAAUUCUGAUGCUUUGACAUCAAUAAAAGAGUCAGCUGUUUAUCUAACAGAAGAUGCAUCAUUAGAAGAAAAAGAGAAACUAAUUAAGCGCGCAACUUUAUCUGGUCAAAUAACAUUAUUUACAAGAACUUAUGGUCGAGGAACUGAUUUUGUAUGUCAUGAUCAAACUGUUGCAGCAAAUGGUGGUACACAUGUUAUUCAAACAUUUCUUUCAGAAGAAUUUUCAGAAGAGAAACAAAUAAAAGGUAGAACUGCAAGACAAAGUGAUCAAGGAUCUUAUAGUAUGAUUUUACUUGAUCGUGAUCUAGAAAAAUUCCAUAUAGAAAAAGUACACAUUGAAGAUAUUAAGAAAGGCAAAGGAUUUCUAACUCGUAUUACUAAUACUGUUACUGAUGCUCUUAGAUUUACAGAAACAUACGAAACAAUCUAUGAUCUUCUUCAUGUUAAACGUACUGAUUUAUUUUGA
Messenger RNA from Rotaria sp. Silwood2, 981 nucleotides. The record is from the annotation of a GenBank genome assembly. Lineage: Eukaryota; Metazoa; Rotifera; Eurotatoria; Philodinida; Philodinidae.